Molecule: messenger RNA, 846 nt
Organism: Dryobates pubescens (Downy woodpecker)
Lineage: Eukaryota; Metazoa; Chordata; Aves; Piciformes; Picidae
Gene: RPS6
Product: ribosomal protein S6
Exons: 6
Coding region: 46-795 (249 amino acids)
Biological process (GO): translation
Cellular component (GO): ribosome
Molecular function (GO): structural constituent of ribosome
Source: RefSeq, a predicted model, not a curated record
AGGCGGAAGUGCGGCCUCUUCCUGCGGCGGAACGGCUUGGAGAAGAUGAAGCUCAACAUUUCUUUCCCAGCCACUGGCUGCCAGAAGCUCAUUGAAGUGGACGAUGAGCGCAAGCUGAGAACAUUCUAUGAGAAGCGGAUGGCCACAGAGGUCGCAGCUGAUUCUCUUGGUGAGGAGUGGAAGGGAUAUGUUGUCCGUAUCAGUGGUGGCAAUGACAAACAGGGUUUCCCCAUGAAGCAAGGUGUUCUGACCCAUGGACGUGUCCGCCUUCUGCUCAGCAAGGGCCACUCCUGCUAUCGUCCCAGAAGAACUGGAGAGAGAAAACGCAAAUCUGUUCGUGGUUGCAUCGUUGAUGCCAACCUGAGUGUUCUGAAUUUAGUCAUAGUAAAAAAGGGUGAAAAGGAUAUUCCUGGGCUGACAGACACAACUGUGCCCCGGCGUCUUGGUCCCAAGAGGGCAAGCAGAAUACGUAAACUCUUCAACCUCUCCAAGGAGGAUGAUGUUCGCCAGUAUGUUGUGAGGAAGCCCCUGAACAAGGAGGGCAAGAAGCCCAGAACUAAGGCUCCAAAGAUACAGCGAUUAGUGACUCCUCGUGUUCUGCAGCAUAAGCGCAGGCGCAUUGCGCUGAAGAAACAGCGCACUCAGAAGAACAAGGAGGAAGCAGCAGAAUAUGCAAAGCUCUUGGCCAAGAGAAUGAAGGAGGCUAAGGAGAAACGCCAGGAGCAGAUUGCAAAGAGGCGCCGUCUUUCUUCCUUGAGAGCUUCUACAUCUAAGUCUGAGUCAAGUCAGAAGUAAAGAUGUACAUGAUGCUAAAAAUAAACCCUUUUCGUGGCUAACUUCCCAUAU